CUCCCGUGGACAUCGUGCCCAUCAACCCAAUCGAACAAUUAAUGCGCCCACCUGUUCCCAUUAUUAUUCCUUUUGCUUUCCCACCCCUUCAAAGCUUUUUCUCUUUCUUUUGCAUGUUUGUCGGAUUCAUCCCUAACUUGCGAUCGUAUCCCCUCGAUUUCUCCCCCCAGUCGUUUACUUAAAUACUACCCUCCCCCAAUAUCCUUGCUUGGUGCUUCUGGAAAGAGGCUAGCCGUGGCCAGCCAUUCUGAACCAUCCCCCACCGAGAUAGUAGGUCACUUAGUGUGCCCACUGUGUUUUGACCGCUACAACCUCUCGGCCGCUGUCCCUUAAAUUUAUCGACUUAAUUUCCCGGCUGUUUCAUACCAGUUUUAAAGCCCCAGAGGCCUUUCUUCUCCUUCCCCUUUCUGGGCCGCUUUGCGUCUUCUGGAAUCAUUCUACGUUUCUGGUGUGAACCCCAUUGUCGGUAAUCAUGUCGGCGACGCCUCGCAAGCCCAGUAUCCCGGGCAAUUCCAACAGAAAUUCGACUGCAGAAAGUCACACAGCCAGCGGCACUGCAUCGCGAACGCACACCCGAUCUCCCAGUGCUUCGACAAAUGGCGUCACUCGUUCCCCCUCCCUCCGUGCUUCGACUCCGGUCUCUGCGCGGGCUGCGGCUCGGAAACCCGGUCGCUCCAACCUGAGCACAUCCAGUGCCCCCAAAGUUACGCCCAAUCAAUCCGACGAAGAGGCCCGGGCCCAGACCGCUGCACUCAUUGAUGACCUCAAGGAGCAGUUGCAAAAGGCGGAGACCGCCUCGGAGCAGUAUCGCAAGCAGUUGGGUGUCCUUCAAAUGCGCCUCGAUGAGGCGGUGAGCGAGCAAGGCAAGUUGGAGGACCAGAGCCAUGAGAGGGAUAGCAAGAUUGAAGCCCUGAAUGGUGAGAUCCGUGACCAUGUUCGCCAGAUUCGCGACCUCGAACAGGCACACGAACUGGAACGCAAUGCCAUGCUGCAGGAGAAGGAACAACAGGCGAGUCGUGAGGAAGAGAUGCAGGCUACCAUUCAGCGUCUGAAGGAGUCGCUGGCUCAGAAGGAGCGGGCAAAUGCUGCGGAUUCGGAUAAAAGUGUGUCUCGCUCAUCCAGUUUCCGCAACCGGGCAUCACCGGAUGUUGAUGGUCAAUUCGCGCCCUCUUCCCAGAUUGAGAGAAGCCCUUCCCGCAAUAACUCGAAGCUGCUUUUGCAGAAGGAUAAGUUGAUCGAGUCUCUUCGGCUGGAGCUGGCUGAGUCCCAGAUCAAGCUUGUCGAGAUGGAGAACAAGGGCGGUGGCAGACAGCGGGAGCUGGAGAAGGAGCUUCUGGAAGCUCGCAUGGCGAAUGCCCGCUUGAUGGAGGAUAAUGAGAGCUACCAAUUACUCCUCAGUGAGAGAACCCUCAAUGGUGAUUUCACAAAGGGUGACUUCAUGCGGGAAGUUCACCCGGACACUGCCGAGGAUGUCAAGGAGUCUGGCAGUGGCUUGGGUUCGUUGGCUGACGAGCUAGAAUCCGUCGAUGCUCGAGCAGAGACAGACAACACCCGCAAGCUGGAGACGGAGAUCAAGGCGCUGAAGGACCAGAACAAGGCCCUUACCCUUUAUAUCGAGCGGAUCAUCAGCCGCCUCCUGCAGCAUGAUGGUUUCGAGACCAUCCUUGACAAGAAUGAAAACGAUCCCCCGGCCAAGCCGAUGCCUGCGCACAGCAACAAAGAGCUUCCGCCAACUCCCCCUGAGAAGGAUGACGCGCAGCAGACCUUCCUCCAGCGCGCCAAGUCGGUCGUUGCAGGCCCGAACCAGAACCCUCCUCGGCCUUCGACCCAGCCGCGGUCACGCCCCACGAGCUAUAUGCCUCCACCCACCAGUGUGCCGACCGCUCACGAGAACCCACAGACAGCUCCUAGCAUCCCCCUUCGUGCUGGAUCAAUUCGCGGUCACCGCCGGACAAGGUCUGAACAAACGGACGUUGGGGCAGCAUCCGUCGUGGGUCAGAUGUAUCGGGGACGCAACUCGGGUGGGCCGAUCAGCCCUACUCUCAUGGGACCUGGAAAUCGCCAAAGCGCAUUUUCUUCAGCGAGUAUCAUGUCGAGUAUGAGUACCGGUGGCCGUGCGCCUUCACUCUCCAGUCAGCCUGAGCACAGCCGUUUGAGCAGCUCGGAUAGUGUCACGAGCGACCCCGCUGGUGAUACGGCAUCUACCGGUGCAACCUCCAGCUCUCCCCGUUCUAGCACCGGCAUGACCAACUACACUGGAGCUGUCAUGACCCAGAACAAACUGCGUCCCCUGCGCCUAGUCAGCGAGACUAAGCUGGCCGAGGAAGAAGAAGCUGCCCGCAAGAAGGCUAACCGAGGCAGUUGGAUCCCCUGGUUCAACCGUCCCAACUCUAGCGAGGCCACCCAGCCUUCGACUUGAGCGCAUCAGUCUCGUGGAAAAAUGUGGGGUAAAACCACCCGCCUGCAAAUAGGGACAUAUUCUGUGCUUUGUGUUAUUCACGGUUAAUCUGCAUGAUCUUUUAAAACCCUUGAUGGCGGGUUGUUGACCGCUACGGUUAAACUCUUACCAUUCUUCUUCGGUGUUGAUCAUCAUACUGGUGUUGAGCCCAUUAUGGCCCAGUUUGCCCCUUUCGAGCAUCUGGCACUUUUUUCGCGUCCAUUUAUUUUGCUUUGAUUGAAUUUUGGAAAUGUGAUAGACGACCACAUUGAAACGUUGUGAUGAUGCCUGACAUGGGUACUGCUUGGACACUCCUUUUACUCCCUCCACAGACUACUCUUGGACGCGACGAAUCUGCUUUGCUUGUUUAUGCCCCUCCUUAUAUGAUGAACAUACCUAUGGUCUAUACCUCGAUCCCCGAGUGAAAUUGUCUUGUGUUUUUUUGUCGUUUAAUGAUGUUGUCUAGACCUUUGUAUUAUAGAGCCAGUAAGUAAAUAUGAAUCUAUAACCAACAUAGUACCUAGAUGUAUGGAAAUCAUCAAAAUGAAGCAAAAGAUAUACAAAUGGAC
Messenger RNA from Aspergillus welwitschiae, 3006 nucleotides. RefSeq lists its product as uncharacterized. The transcript is spliced from 2 exons. The record is from RefSeq and is a predicted model, not a curated record. Lineage: Eukaryota; Fungi; Ascomycota; Eurotiomycetes; Eurotiales; Aspergillaceae. The coding region runs from base 473 to 2419 and encodes 648 amino acids.